CAACUAGAGUUAGCUCCAAGUUGAUAAACCCUUAGUGAAGGAGUUAUUAGACCAGCAGGGACCCAGAGACAAUUGGGACUGACAGAGUGUGUCAGAUAUGGAGGAUGAGGAGUGCUGGGUCCAGCUGGAGGAAUACAGACUGCUGCUGAUAAAGACCAUUGAGCCGUCGCAAAUCACUCCCUACCUGCGGCAGUGCAAGGUGCUAAGCUGUGAUGAUGAGGAGCAGAUAUUCAAUGACCCCAAUCUGGUCGUCCGACGACGCAAAGUAGGUGCACUAUUGGAUAUUCUUCAAAGAACUGGACGCAAAGGCUAUGUGGCAUUCCUCGAGAGUUUGGAGCUGGACUAUCCUCAGCUGUAUCACAAGAUUACUGGCAAAGAACCUGCCCGGGUCUUCUCUAUACUAGUUGACACGGUGGGUGAGUCAGGACUGACUCAGUUCUUGAUGAAUGAGGUCACACGUCUGCAGAAGGGACUGCAGGAGGAACGCCGGCGCAGACAAGAGGCCACUGCGGCUGCAGCCGCGCAGGAGGACGCUGUCCGCCAGCACCAGGUUAGGGAGAGGGAGUUGCGGAAGCAACAGGAGCGCGUGCAUCGUAUGCGGGAAGAGAAGGGCCGGCUGUGGGAGGAGGUACGCCACCUGAAGGACGAGAACUACAGCCUGAUGCGCGAUGUUACCAAGCUGAGCGAAGAGAAGAACAGUGCCCUCAUGUCCGCCCGUGAUCUGCAGCUGGAGAUAGAGAAGCUGAAGCACUGCCUGAUGAACGCAGAGAGCGACUCGAAAAUCAGAACUGUGAAACUGAAGAACGCCAUGGAGCAGAGACCGGGUCAGGACAGGAUGUUGCAGCUCCAGAGACACAAUCAUCUGCUCACAGCGCGCAUCCAGGAUCUGGAGGCGUCUGCUCAGGGGACAGCUCCAGCCCCCUUGGAUCAAGAGAGGCUGAGCGUUGAAAGUCUAGAGGACUACAAGCAGCACUCUCAGGCUCAGCACCAGGAGCUGGUCAACAACAUCUACACCCUACGCAGAGAUCUGCACGAUGCUGAGGCACUGCGGAAUAGGUACUUAGAGGCGAACGAGGUUCUUGACUUGAAAUGCACGACAUUGAAGAAGGAUGCCAAAAUGUAUCGUGAUCGAAUGGAGGGUAUCCUGAAACAGAUGGAUGAGGUCAUCAGGGAGAGAGACAAGGCCAUCGCCUCUCGAGAGGAGUACCACCAGGAGAAUUGCCGGAGCCUCCAGGAUAAGGACCAGUACCGGAAACAGAUUCGGGAGCUGGCUAGUAGUGUGGAGCUGCAAAGUCCGACAUUAGGGGAGUAUGAUGUGUGCAUUGCUUCGCAAGACCAACAGUUGUGUGCAGGAGGGCCCAGGGAGGAGAAUAUCUCAGCAGAAAGAGCUCCAUCAGUGGAUGAGGUCUUAGACUGUAGCAAGCCCAGAUUGAGGUGUAACUUCUACUACAGAAGGAAACGUGUCCUUAGGUCAAAGCCCACAUGGAAGGAACACACACCUUGUGACCUGGACAACAGUAGUGGAAGUGGCAACACUGACACGGAUGGGAUGUGACUGAGAGAGGGGGAACAGAGGAGGGGCUGGGUGACGUGGCAAGGACCUUGAGACACAGGCUAGUUUACAUUCUUAAACAAAACAUUUUUAAUUAUGAAAUCAAUUGAAAUAAUCAUUUUGUUGAUAUCAUGAAUAUGUUUAAUCUUUGUAUUUUUCCAAUAAUAGUUUUAUAUUUUGAACCAUGAUUGCAUGAUGAAUGUGUUUCUGUAUUCAAGUUACUUGUACCAGAGACGGUAUCAAAACCUUCCUCUGAUGUCUUUGCUUGUAUCUCUUAAUGUGCAUUUUAGAAGAAAUGCAAAAGCAGAGGAAAGUGGGGGUAAUGAAUGGCAAAGAAAAGUAAAGAUACAAUUUGUAUAGAAAUCUUUGAUAAAGAGGCAUGGUACACACUUGCACUUUGUCCACAACAUGCAGACACUGUUUGGAAUUUAUGCACACAAAAAGUUACAAUCUUUGCAU
Molecule: messenger RNA, 2011 nt
Organism: Salvelinus namaycush (lake trout)
Lineage: Eukaryota; Metazoa; Chordata; Actinopteri; Salmoniformes; Salmonidae
Product: caspase recruitment domain-containing protein 9-like
Exons: 10
Coding region: 98-1555 (485 amino acids)
Biological process (GO): regulation of apoptotic process; positive regulation of canonical NF-kappaB signal transduction
Source: RefSeq, a predicted model, not a curated record